Notolabrus celidotus (New Zealand spotty) is the source of this 771-nucleotide messenger RNA. It is a transcript of the gene ube2c, whose product is annotated as ubiquitin-conjugating enzyme E2C. The record is from RefSeq and is a predicted model, not a curated record. The coding region runs from base 141 to 665 and encodes 174 amino acids. The transcript has 7 exons. Lineage: Eukaryota; Metazoa; Chordata; Actinopteri; Labriformes; Labridae.
GGCUCUGAUUGGUUGUCUGUCUGUGGACGCGUCGGUUUAAACUUGGGGGCGGGAGUUGGUUCAGUUUGAAUCAGAGGAACAGAAACCUCAGCUCGGACCGACAAUUCAUCGACCCACGGCAAAUCUCACAGCAGUAACUCAUGGCCUCCCAGAAUAUGGACCCCGCAGCGGCAACAGCUUCCUCCACAGCCGCUUUGAAGGGCAGUGAGAGCGGCAGCAGCGCGGCCAGAGGCUCGGUGACCAAACGGUUACAACAGGAGCUCAUGACUCUGAUGAUGUCGGGAGAUAAGGGGAUCUCAGCGUUUCCAGAAUCAGACAAUCUCUUCAAAUGGGUCGGAACCAUCGAAGGAGCUCAGGGGACGGUGUACGACGGGCUCAGGUACAGGCUGGCUCUGGAGUUCCCAGCUGGAUACCCGUAUCAGGCUCCUCGUGUAAAGUUUGUCACUUCCUGUUUUCAUCCUAACGUUGAUGAGAACGGUUUCAUAUGCCUCGACAUCCUGAAGGACAAAUGGUCGGCGCUCUACGACGUCCGCUCCAUCCUGCUGUCAAUCCAGAGUCUGCUCGGAGAGCCAAACAACGAGAGUCCUCUGAACACAGCUGCUGCUGAACUCUGGGAAGACCAGGAAGCCUUUAAAGCUCAUCUACACUCGACCUUCCAGAAGUGAAUCUGCUGUGCGUUUUCUCCUUCUUCCGUUUGUCUUCUGUGUUUGUACAAUAUUUUUAUGUUUGUUCAACUCGCCGUAUAAAUAAAGUUCUUAAAUCAACUCAAAA